AGGGCGAGGGAGGGGCCGAGCGGCGUGGCUCCCGAGGGAGUCGGUGGGCAGUGGGGAGACAAGAGCAGACAUGCUGUGUGGGCUCAGCCGGGAGCCCCCCGGAGAGGCGGACGAUGGGCCUUAUUCCAAAGGAGGCAAGGACGUAGGAGGGGCCGACGUGGCCCUGGCAUGCCGCAGACAGAGCAUUCCAGAGGAGUUCCGAGGGGUCACGGUGGUGGAGCUGAUCAAGAAAGAAGGCAGCACGCUGGGUCUGACUAUCUCAGGUGGCACCGACAAGGACGGGAAGCCCAGGGUCUCCAACCUGAGACCUGGGGGGCUCGCAGCCCGGAGUGACCUGCUGAACGUGGGUGACUACAUUCGGUCAGUGAAUGGGAUCCACCUGACCAGGCUCCGCCAUGAUGAGAUCAUCACCCUGCUCAAGAAUGUGGGCGAGCGCGUGGUGCUGGAGGUGGAGUAUGAGCUGCCCCCGCCCGCCCCUGAGAACAACCCAGGGAUCAUCUCAAAGACAGUGGACGUCUCCCUCUACAAGGAGGGCAGUAGCUUUGGCUUUGUCCUCAGAGGCGGUGCCCAUGAAGACGGGCACAAGUCCCGCCCGCUUGUCCUGACCUACGUGCGGCCCGGCGGCCCUGCCGACAGGGAGGGCUCCUUGAAGGUGGGCGACAGGCUGCUCAGCGUUGAUGGGAUCCCGCUGCAGGGGGCCAGCCAUGCCGCUGCCCUGGCCACCCUGCGGCAGUGCAGCCACGAGGCACUCUUCCAGGUGGAGUACGACGUGGCCGUCCCAGAUGUGGUGGCCGGCACUGCUGGGCCCUCGACAGUGGAAAUAACCAAGACUCCGGGGUCCACCCUGGGGAUCUCGCUCACCACCAGCUCCCACCGGGACAGGCCGGUCCUCACCAUCGACCGCGUCAAGCCGGCUAGCGUGGUGGACAGGAGUGGGGCCCUGCAUGCUGGAGACCGCAUCCUGUCCAUUGACGGCACCAGCACAGAGCGCUGCUCGCUGCUCGAGGCCACCAAGCUCCUGGCCAGCGUGUCGGAGAAAGUGCGGCUGGAGGUCCUGCCUGCACCCCGAAGUCAAACGCCCCUGAAGCCCUCAGAGGCAGUGAAGGUGCAGAGGAGCGAGCAGCCGCGUCGCUGGGACCCCUGCGUGCCCUCCUGCCGCGGCCCCAGGCCCGGCCACUGCAAGGCGCCCAGCUGGGCCGCACCUGGCGGCCAGGACCAGAGCCGAGCCUCGUCCUCGACUCCCUUUUCCUCGCCGACUGUAAACCACGCCUUGCCCUGCACCAACCCCAGCACCCUUCCCCGUGGGUCCCAGCCUAUGAGCCCCCAGACCACGAUGGGGCGGAGGAGGCAGCGAAGAAGGGAACAUAAGAGCUCAUUGUCGCUGGCCUCCAGCACGGUGGGGCCCGGCGGGCAGAUCGUGCACGCGGAGACCACGGAAGUCGUGCUCUGCGGAGACCCCCUCAGCGGCUUCGGCCUGCAGCUCCAGGGCGGCAUCUUCGCCACCGAGACCCUGUCCUCCCCGCCCCUCGUGCGCUUCAUCGAGCCUGACAGCCCAGCCGACAGGUGUGGGCUGCUGCAGGUUGGGGACCGCGUCCUGUCCAUCAAUGGCAUCGCCACCGAGGACGGGACCAUGGAGGAAGCCAACCAGCUGCUUCGGGAUGCUGCGCUGGCCCACAGGGUCGUGCUGGAGGUCGAGUUUGACGUGGCCGAGUCCGUCAUCCCGAGCAGUGGCACCUUCCACGUGAAGCUGCCCAAGAGGCGCGGUGUGGAGCUGGGCAUCACCAUCAGCUCAGCCAGCAGGAAGCGAGGGGAGCCCCUGAUCAUCUCUGACGUCAAGAAGGGCAGUGUGGCACACAGGACCGGCACCCUCGAGCCAGGUGACAGGCUGCUGGCCAUCGACAACACCCGCCUGGACAGCUGUCCCCUGGAGGACGCCGUGCAAAUCCUGCAGCAGUGCGAGGACCUGGUGAGGCUGAAGGUCCGCAAGGAUGAGGACAACUCUGAUGAGCAGGAGAUGACGGGUGCCAUCAGCUACACGGUGGAGCUGAAGCGCUACGGGGGCCCCUUGGGCAUCACCAUCUCGGGCACGGAGGAGCCUUUUGACCCCAUUGUCAUCUCAGGCCUCACCAAGCGAGGUCUGGCUGAGAGGACUGGCGCUAUCCACGUUGGAGACCGUAUUCUGGCCAUCAACAGUGUUAGCCUCAAGGGCCGGCCGCUGAGUGAGGCCAUCCACCUCCUGCAGGUGGCUGGCGAGACCGUCACACUGAAGAUCAAGAAACAGCUAGAGCGCCCCCUCCCACCCCGCAAGUCGGGCAGCCUCAGCGAGGCCAGCGAUGCGGAUGACGACCCGCCCGAGGCGCUCAAAGGAGGCCUGCUGGCAGCCCGGUUCCCACCAGCCGUGCCCAGUGUGGACAGCGCCGUGGAGUCCUGGGACAGCUCGGCGACAGAGGGUGGCUUUGGGGGCCCAGGUUCCUACAUUCCACAGGCAGCAGCCCGGGGCGUGACCCCCCAGGAGUGGCGGCCCAUCCGGCUGAGAAGCAGCCCCCCACCCAGUGAGCCCCGGAGGACGAGCUACAUGCCGGCCCCUGCCGAUGAGAACUUCCCUGAAGAGGAAGAGGAGGAGGAUUGGGAGCCACCAACUAGCCCAGCCCCCGGCCCCGCCCGCGAGGAGGGCCUCUGGCAUGUGUUCGGGGAAGCCCUCGAAGACCUGGAGUCACGUGGUCAAUCAGAGCUGCUGAGGGAACUGGAGGCAUCCAUCAUGACGGGCACCGUGCAGAGCGUGGCCCUUCAGGGCAGGCCUGGCCGCCGGCCCUGGCAGAGGGGCCGGGAGGUACGAACUUCCCCCGAAGCGAUGCAGGAGCUGCUGCUGCCGACACCCUUGGAGAUGCACAAGGUGACCCUGCACAAGGACCCCAAGCAGAAUGACUUUGGUUUCAGCGUGUCAGACGGCCUCCUGGAGAAGGGCGUCUAUGUCCACACUGUGCGCCCUGAUGGACCAGCCCAACGUGGGGGCCUCCGGCCCUUCGACAGAGUCCUGCAGGUCAACCAGGUUCGCACACGGGACUUCGACUGCUGCCUGGCGGUGCCGCUGCUGGCUGAGGCGGGUGACGUCCUGGAGCUGGUCAUCAGCCGUAAUCCGCUGGCCCAGAGCAGCCGGGCCCCGCGAGCGCCAGGCCCCAGUAGCCCCCGGAUGCUCUGAAGUCAGUGCAUGAUCCGGACACCCAAGGGGCCACCCAGGCAGAUCUGGAUCCCAGACCUGUAGCUGGGCUGGAGAAGUGCCACCCCCUUGUCCAUCUGUUGGUCUGGCAGGCUCUGAGCUGCGGACAGGACUUUGUCUCUGUUCUUUGGUUCUGUGGUAACUGCGGUGCCAGGGAGUCAGGUCCCUGCCCCAGUUGGAGUGACAUCUAGGUCUUUCUCCAUGUUGGGUCUCCAAGAUACCCAGAGGUGCCCAGCCCAAU
This is a messenger RNA of Ceratotherium simum simum (southern white rhinoceros), 3458 nucleotides long. The record is from RefSeq and is a predicted model, not a curated record. NCBI's taxonomy places the organism in Eukaryota, Metazoa, Chordata, Mammalia, Perissodactyla, Rhinocerotidae.